This is a messenger RNA of Hemiscyllium ocellatum (epaulette shark), 4543 nucleotides long. RefSeq names its product transmembrane BAX inhibitor motif containing 1a (gene tmbim1a). The transcript is spliced from 12 exons. Gene Ontology annotation, biological process: negative regulation of apoptotic signaling pathway. Lineage: Eukaryota; Metazoa; Chordata; Chondrichthyes; Orectolobiformes; Hemiscylliidae. The record is from RefSeq and is a predicted model, not a curated record. The coding region runs from base 175 to 1188 and encodes 337 amino acids. Gene Ontology annotation, cellular component: Golgi apparatus; endoplasmic reticulum; membrane.
AACUUUCACGAUGACACUGUCGCAGAAUCUGGUGCUAAAAACCAACUGACGGAAAACCAUUUUAGGUUCUGUGUUGGAGGAUGCUGUGAAUGUUCUGGGGAGAAGGUACAAAUCCCACCCAAGCAGCUGAGUUGGAUCUGGACAGUUGGUGCAGGAGCCAGUGACUAACGUGCGAUGUCUCAUCCAAGUGCUCCCCCUACUUAUGAAGAAUCAAUCAACCCAUUGUACCCACCCUCGGGUGAGCCUGGACCUUACCCAGCCUACCCGCCAGGGGGGAAUGCCCCUUACCCCCCUGGGGGAAAUGCCCCUUAUCCACCUGGGGGAAAUGCCCCUUAUCCACCUGGGGGAAACUCCGUCUUCCCACCGAUGUUCCCUCAUUCAGGAAAUCCGAUGGGACCGCCAGUGAUGCCAACAAUCCCACUGAACCCUACCUGGCCCGGAGGGAAUUCGGGGACCUAUGGUAGCUCAGAACCAGAACCAGAACCAGAACUUGGCAACCAAGGAUUCGCUGCCAAUUCCUGGGAUGAUCGGAAAGUUCGUCACACAUUCAUCCGAAAGGUUUACAUGAUCCUUACAGUUCAGUUGUUGGUCACCUUUGGGAUUGUCGCCAUCUUCACAUUCAGUGCUCCAGUGCAGCAAUUUGUACGCAGGAACUCCGCAGUUUACUGGGCAGCUUAUGGAGUGUUCAUCGUGAUAUAUUUUGUCCUGAUCUGUUGUGAAGGACCCAGGAGGAAAUUUCCAUGGAAUAUGAUCCUAUUGGCUAUUUUUACCUUGGCUAUGUCAUAUUUGACUGGAACAAUUGCAAGUUACUACAGCACCAAAUCUGUGUUUCUCUGCCUGGGGAUCACCGCCCUGGUGUGUCUUGGGGUCACCAUCUUCUGCUUCCAGACUAAGGUGGAUUUCACCUCAUGUGGUGGCCUGUUCUGUGUUCUGGGAAUUGGUCUCUUCGUUGCUGGGAUUGUAGUUACAAUUGUCCUGUCCUUCAAAUAUAUUCCAUGGCUUCACAUGCUGUAUUCUGCAAUCGCAGCCAUUGUUUUCACUCUGUUUUUGGCAUUUGACACCCAGCUGAUCCUGGGAAACAGGAAACAUUCCAUCAGCCCGGAGGAAUAUGUUUAUGGUGCGCUCCGUCUCUACGUCGACAUUGUCCAAAUCUUCAUCCACCUUCUUCAGCUGUUUGGAUCCAGAUGAAGACACAAGGUGCAAUCCUAUUACAGGCACAACUCUUCAGCUUCCCUCCUCCUGUCCUUUCUUUGUACAAAAUAACCUCAUGCUUGUAGAAUGUAGGAAAGACAUUACCUUCAGUGUAAUUGGAAUCAUCAGUCACGGACUCCCCCGAUCAUCCACCCCAUACCAGCCUGGUCUUGGAAAGAAACCAAUUCUAAAAUAGAACCAAAACCACUGGACAAACUGAACAGGUCUGACAGCUCUCUCUGGAGAGAGUGACAGAGUGAAUGUUUCUGGUUAAUGAGAUUUGAUGAGAACUGGAAAGAUGCUUUAUGCAAGUCCAAGCCAUAGGAAUAGUGAAGAAAAUUAGAUUCCCUACAAUGUGGAAAGAGGCCCAUUUAGCCCAAUCAGUCCACACUGACUCUCCGAAGAGUAACCCACCCAGACCCAUUUCCCUCUGACUAAUGCACCUAACACUAUGGACAACUGAGCAAGGCUAAUUCACCUAACCACAACUUGGGACUGUGGGAGAAAACCCAUGCAGACACGGGGAGAGUGCACAAACUCCACAGACUGUCACCCGAGGGUGGAAUCGAACCUGGGACCCUGGCGCUGUGAGGCAGCAGUGCUAACCGUGCCGCCCCUAAAAGAGGGUUUGGGAUAAAGCUGAAAAGUAAUUGAUCAGAAACGUUAACUCUGUGACUUUCUGUGCACGUGCUGCCUGACCUGCUGAUUACUUCCUGCAGUUUCUGUUCAUUCUGUUCAGGCUGAAGCAUUCCGCACGGUGAUACUUUAGGAUCAGGGUCUCAAAGCCGUAGCCUUCCAGCCAGCAGUGAUCCCAAUUGGCUUUAAAGAUUUGGAAUGCCUGCACUGGGCAUCUCAAAACACUUGAGAGGUCCCACCAGUGUCACCUUUACAAGAUCCUCCAAAUCCAAGGGCAGAAAAGGGAGUCUGACAGCAAUAUCCUCUCCCAUCAUUGGAGGGACAGUCUAUUAAAACCUGAGCUCCACUGGGCAGUAUAUGUCAUUCGUGAGCCUGAUCUGGAUUCCCAAUGAGACUGCUCGACUCGGACUUCCAAGAGGAUGAUAGGAAACACUUUGUGGACAUCCUCAAAGCCUCCCUGGAGAGGUCACCCACCCCGAUGACUCAUGGAGACCCGAGCCAUGAACGAUCAAAAUGGAGAAAGUUCACUUGGGAAGACCGCUGGGACAUCGAGAGACUGGCAAAGGAGAUUGGCAAAAAAAAACACAGAGGAGGUACUGAGGAGAAGAGUUUGUGCUUCCCCGAGUGAGUUGUAAAUUGCUUGGAAGGGCGAUUGAAGCGAAGGCAACAGGAACUUUCAAAAAUGGGAGUUGGAGAAAUGGUUGACGGGGGAGUUUUGGUAUAGAGCGAGUGGGGGAAAUCGGCACGAAGCUGAUCUCUCUACCAAAGAGGAGAAAGUGAGGUCUGCAGAUGCUGCAGAUCAGAGCUGAAAAUGUGUUGCUGGAAAAGCGCAGCAGGUCAGGCAGCAUCCAUUGCAAUCAAGAGAAUUCAAGGGGAAGGGGCUUUUGGACUGGAUCAUUCUUGGAUUGCUAUUCUGAGUCUGACUUAAAAGAGCCUGUGGGUAGGAUGGGUCCAGGUGUUGGUUCAAGCACGAUCUGGCCUCAUUGUGAUGCCCAUUGUGGUCAAAUAGUCAGCUAAUCCUCAUCACCUGGAAUCGUAUGUGAGACAGUAGCACAUGGAGAGGUAUGGGCAGGUCAAUGGAAUGGCACCCUGGGGCAGGGUAAUUAUUCAGCCUUUCCUGAAGAAGGGCUUAUGCCCGAAACGUCGAAUCUCCUGCUCCUUGGAUGCUGCCUGACCUGCUACGCUUUUCCAGCAACACAUUUUCAGCUCUCUACUCAAAGAGCCAGUAUAGGAGUGAUGGGUUGAAUGGCCAGCCUGUGCAGUAAGAGAUAUUGAUUGUUUUGUUAUUCUGUGACUGUUUUGCUGAUUUGACUUUCAGCUGUACAACGCUGUCUAUGUUUACCAUAAAACUGAGAGUGUUUCACUCACUAUGGUUUAAAUUGUUUGCGUCUGAACAUGAGAAGACAGUCACAUGAUCAUGUCAGCCAGAAGCUUUGUUUCAUUUUUCUGAAUGGUGCAGAUUAACUCUACAUCGGUACUUAGACAAUAAAUGCUGGCCAAAGCAGCUCUGACCACAUUCCAGCAAUGCUUUACAAAGACCAGGAGGAGGCCAUUCAGCCCCUCACGCCUGUUACACAGAACCGGAGGAGGCCAUUCAGCCCCUCACACCUGUUACACAGAACUGGAGGCAGCCAUUCAGCCCCUCAAGUCUGUUACAGAGAACUGGAGGCAGCCAUUCAGCCCCUCAAGCCUGUUACAUAGAACUAGAAGAGGCCAUUCAGCCCCUCAAACCUGUUACACAGAACUGCAGAAGGCCAUUCAGCCCCUCAAGCCUGUUACACAGAACUAGAAGAGGCCAUUCAGCCCCUCAAGCCUGUUACACAGAACUGGAGUUAACUUGAGGAGGCAAUGGUGCCAUGGUAAUCACUAGAAUACUUAAUCCAGAGAACCAGGAAAUAUUCUCCAGACUUGUUUUUGAAUCCCACUGCAGCAAAUGGUGGAAUCUAAGGAUGACCAUUAAACCAUUGUCAAAUUUCAGGAAACCACCUGGUUCACCGAUGUUUGAUAAGAAAAGAAACUGUCAUCCUCACCUGGUCUGGUCUACAUGUGACUCCAGACCCACAGCAAUAUGUUUGACUCUUAAAUGCCCUCUUAGAGAUGGGCAAUAAAUGAUAGUGGAUUCAGUAGUACCCCCAUCCUGUGAAUGAAUAAAAACAUUUAGCCCCUCAAGUCUGUUACACAGGAACAGGAGGUGGUUUGGCUCCUCAGGACUGUUACAUUUGAAAUAAGAGACCAUUCAGCUCUUUGAGUUUGUUAUAUAGGAACUAGAGACCUUUCAGCCCCCCAAGCUAUUCUGCCAUUUGGCAGAUCAUGGCGAAGUAUUCCAUUUACCCAACUCUAUCUACUAUUCCUUGAUUUACCUAUCAAUAAAAAUUGAUCAAUUUCAGUGUAGAAAUUUUCAGUUGAUCUUCAAACCCCUCAAAAUUCCACUUUUGAGUUUUAAAUUUCCACUCUCCUUUGUGUGAGUAUGUGAUUCUUGGUAUCGCUCCCGAGUGCCUCAGCUUGACACGAAGAUGUAGUUUCCGACCAAGGAAACACAUCUCCUGCGCUGAAUUUUACAAAUCUCAUCAGUCACUUUGAAUAUCUCAAUCAGAUUGCAUCUCAAUCUUCCAAACUGACAAAAUUGCUCUGCAUUAUUGUGUAAACAUUAUAAUGAAUUAUUGCUGCUUUACAAUUUUAUUUACCUGCUGAAUGUUUACAACGUUUGUUUCAGUUG